Monopterus albus (swamp eel) is the source of this 1836-nucleotide messenger RNA. RefSeq lists its product as uncharacterized. The record is from RefSeq and is a predicted model, not a curated record. NCBI's taxonomy places the organism in Eukaryota, Metazoa, Chordata, Actinopteri, Synbranchiformes, Synbranchidae.
CAUUUUAUGAAUAAUGGUUUAAUAUUUGUAACACUUUAAGGAAUUGAUAAUUAAUAGCUGCUUUUUGAACUAUUAAAAUUAAGUUAGAUUGGAAAACAUGAACAUUAAAAGCAGCAUGCACACUAAAACAAUGAGUGAAGCUGUGAAACUUAGGAAAAUAUCUGAACAGAAAGAGAUCUGUAUCUUCAUCAAGAUAAUUUCCCGACAGGAAGUAACCUAACCACAGACAAACAUCAUAUAAACCUCAAUUGAAACAAACCUAUGUUUAAAUCCUCAGCUCCACUUCUAACAUAAAUAUUUUCCUCUAUUCCAUUAAAAUCCCAGAUGGUGUAAAUCCAGACAGUGUUUCUCCUUCUCUUGUGUCCCACGUUGCCUUCACUGUGUUGAGAGCAGAGAAAUCAUUUCCAUAGAGAGGAGGCUUUGCAUCGUCAGCUGAUCCUCCAGUGAACUGAGAAGGUUUAUAGUCCUGUGAGUUCAACGCUGCAGGACUCAGAUCUGUCAGUCGACACAGCAGGAACCACAACCACCAUGACUCUCAUCACCAUCCUCGUCUGGACGCUGGUCUGCUGCUGUUUUACAGGAUCCAGUGGUCAAGUCACUGUGACUCAGCCUCCUGUGGCAACAACUUCUCCUGGAUCUACAGUCACUCUGACCUGUAAAACCAACCCAAAGGUUCAUACAUGGUCAAGUGGAGCUAGUAAUGUACACUGGUAUCAACAGAAAUCUGGACAAGUCCCUAAACUGUUGAUUUAUAAUGGUAUACACAAACCAUCUGGUGGUGGAGUUCCAGCUCGUUUCUGUGGAAGAGGAGACGGAGUAAACGCUGCUUUGACCAUCAGUGGAGUUCAGGCUGAAGAUGCAGCAGUUUACUACUGUCAGAGUGAACAUGAAAUUAACAGUGCUGAUGUGUUCACACAAAAACCUGGCUGUGCUCACCUCCCCCUCUCUCCCCUACACAUGAUUGUCCAGCUCUCUCUACUUGUGGCCCUUGCUGGUCUUAAAGGACACUUGGAGUAUCUUGUCUCCAAGCCGGUAGCCGUUCAGGCUGGCGAUGGCCAUGGCCGCCUCCUCGUAGUUCGUCAUGGUAACGAAGCCGAAGCCCUUGCACUUGUUGGUGUUGAAAUCUCGGAUCACCUUGACGUUAGUGACAGCACCGAAGGGGCCGAACAUCUGCCACAGGAUGCUCUCAUCGGCAUCCUGGCCCAGGUUGUAGAUGAAGAUGCACCAGCCGGACGUGGAGUUCCCGGGAACGCUCACGCCUCCCAUGCCACCCAUUCUGCUCCUUGUGUGUCUCUGCUCCCCCCUCCAGCUGGCUCCAUGGUCAGGCCCUCAGUCUCUCUGCUUCCCCCCUCCUCUGAGCAGCUCUCCGGGGGCUCGGCCACACUGGCCUGCCUGCUGACUGGCUACUCUCCUCAGGGAGCUGUGGUCAGCUGGGAGGUGGAUGGUACCGAGGUGACAGAGGGCGUCCUGACCAGCUCAGAGGAGGAGAAGAGCGUGGAAGGAGAGCUGUACUUCUGCAAGGUCCUCCAUCAUGACCACAGCCAGACCCAGUCCCUCCACAGGAGCCAGUGUCAGGGCUAGAGGGGGCUGGCUGAAGCCCAGGACAGGAGCUCUGUCAGGGGCAGCAGGAGGAACACACCUGCUGCUCUGGUCACUAUGAGUUUGGAUGUUUGUAGAGGAAACUAAAGCUUUGUGUGACAGAGAACAACACUGCUAUAAAAUGUUGGACAACAACAACGUAGAGAGUCAUGUGUGGAGCUCAGCAGCUAGUUGUGCUUAAUAACUGUUGUGUUUUGUGUUUUUGCUAAUAAAGCUUGGACUGAUACAAAACAUGAG